AUGCUUUCUCUUCGUACCAUCACCCGCUCUAUCCCGCGCACUUUCUCGCGCUCCAUCGCCACUUCGGCUCUGCGCCCGGCUUUCCCCAAGCCCGCUCUCCAAUCAUGGAAGCAGGCCACCAAGCCAGCCUACGCUGCUUUUUCCACCUCAACCAUCUCUAAGGCUCCUUCAUCUGAUUUCGAUGUCGAGCUUCUUGCUAAGCUCGAGGAUGAGCUGAAGCACGAGGAAUCGUCCGAUGUGCCCGAGUUCAACGAGCAACAGGAAAUCAUCUCCGAGAUUGUCAAGCACGGCGAAUGGCAGGUAAAGGAUGUUCCCGGUGAGCAGGAGGUUGUCCUGACCAAGAAGUUCGGUCCCGAGAGCAUCCGCGUCAGCUUCACAGUUGCCGAUAUUCAGAACAUCAGCGAACAGGAGGACUUUGACGACGCCGCCCUGAACGACGAUAUGGACUUCCAGAACCAGCCGCGCGACCAGAACAACGAGUUCGAGCAACCGGAGCCCAGCUUCCCUGCUCGCGUUAACGUCAUCGUUGAGAAGCCCAGCCACGGUGCUCUUCUGAUCCAGACUGUCGUCCAGGACGGUGUUUUCCAGAUUGAGGAGGUCUCCCACUUCGCCCAGGCUGAGCUUGCCCUGGCUCAGACCGCCGAGAAGGAUUGGGCUCGCCAGAGCCUCUACGCUGGUCCUCCCUUCGAGAACCUCGACGAGGACUUGCAGGGUCUCUGGGACCGAUACCUCGAGGACCGUGGUCUUAACGCCGAGUUCGCCAACAUGAUUCCUGACUACAUCUCCGUCAAGGAGCAGAAGGAGUACCUGCGCUGGUUGGAGACUGUCAAGAACUUCAUCGGUGCUUAA
Molecule: messenger RNA, 849 nt
Organism: Penicillium bovifimosum
Lineage: Eukaryota; Fungi; Ascomycota; Eurotiomycetes; Eurotiales; Aspergillaceae
Product: MAM33 family protein
Exons: 4
Coding region: 1-849 (282 amino acids)
Biological process (GO): cytosolic ribosome assembly
Cellular component (GO): mitochondrial matrix
Source: RefSeq, a predicted model, not a curated record